Molecule: messenger RNA, 355 nt
Organism: Effrenium voratum
Lineage: Eukaryota; Dinophyceae; Suessiales; Symbiodiniaceae
Source: the annotation of a GenBank genome assembly
AGCCUUCGCCCCUUUGUGAGUUCGGCAAGAGCUCCAAGAGCUCAGCGCUGGUGGAGGAGCUGGGGGAGUGUCAGAUCUGCUUUGAGGCGCUGCCGCUGCCGCACUUCUGCCGCUGCUGCGUCGACGCGCGGCGCUGCUGCGCCGGUUGCCUGAGGACCUACUUCCAAACCUCCGUGGAAGAUGCUCUGUACGCCAUGCCCAUUAUGCGGUGCCCGCUGUGCCGGGGCCGCGUGCCCACGAAGAUUUGGGCCAGCUUUGUAGACCAGGAGGUUUACGACAAGUACGCGGGCAACGCCUUCGCGCUGCUCUCCAUGCGGUGCCCCGCCUGCGACAACACGGUGUCCUUCGCGCCCAG